This is a messenger RNA of Corythoichthys intestinalis (scribbled pipefish), 5714 nucleotides long. RefSeq names its product heterogeneous nuclear ribonucleoprotein Ub (gene hnrnpub). The transcript has 14 exons. Gene Ontology annotation, molecular function: ribonucleoprotein complex binding; poly(C) RNA binding; poly(G) binding. Gene Ontology annotation, cellular component: nuclear chromosome; CRD-mediated mRNA stability complex; nuclear speck. NCBI's taxonomy places the organism in Eukaryota, Metazoa, Chordata, Actinopteri, Syngnathiformes, Syngnathidae. The coding region runs from base 150 to 2552 and encodes 800 amino acids. Gene Ontology annotation, biological process: RNA localization to chromatin; negative regulation of telomere maintenance via telomerase; negative regulation of transcription by RNA polymerase II. The record is from RefSeq and is a predicted model, not a curated record.
ACUCCGCCCACACUACACGCGAGCAAAGCGCAACUCAAAUCGGGCCGCAUUUUGGCGCAGUUCGCAUCAAUCAAGUCAAACAAAGGCCGUACGGUUAUUUAUUUCUAUUUUUCGAGUGCAAUCCAUUUGCGCCACCUAAAUCGUUCACGAUGAGUUCGAUCAACGUCAAAAAGCUAAAAGUAAACGAGUUGAAGGACGAGCUAAAAAAGCGUGGCCUCUCCGACAAGGGACUAAAGGCCGACCUGAUGGACCGCCUGCAAACCGCCUUAGAAGAGGAGGCCGCGGCCGAGGAGCAAGAGGCCGCCGAGGAUGAGGGUCUUGAGCAGGCCGCCGAGAAUGAGUGCAUGGGGGAAGAAGAGAUGGAAGCUGGUCCUGGAGACGAAAGCAUGGAAGCUAACGAGCAGGAAGCCGAGGGAGAACAGAACGGGGCUAGCGGCGACGUCGCUGUGGCCGCCGCCGAGGACGAAGAGAUGGGAGACGGGGAAGAGGACGACGACAUGGAUCCAAUGCUCAAACCGGACGUGGAUGACAUGGAGAAAAUAGAGGAAGACGACGAUGAGUUAGAGGAGCAGGCAGCCGAGGGGGAUGCGGACAAAGACACGAAUGCUGAUCAGAAGAAUAAGAAGGGUGUUAAGAGACGCCGGGAGGAACAUGGAAGGGGCUACUUUGAAUUUAUUGAAGAGAACAAAUACAGCUGGGCUUCAUUUAAGUCACCCGUGCCCCCCUUGGAGGAAGAAGAUGAAGAGUUCGAUGACACCAAGGUCUGCUUGGACAACUACAACUGCGACCUGCACUUUAAGGUGUCGCGGGACCGCUUCAGUGCCUCGUCGCUCACAAUGGAGAGUUUUGCUUACCUCUGGUCUGGAGGCAAGGCCACAUAUGGGGUGAAGAAAGGCAAAGUCUGCUUUGAAAUGAAGAUCACAGAAAAGAUUCCAGUGAAGCACAUCUCCAGUAAGAACAUGGAAAUCCAUGACGUUCAAGUUGGCUGGUCGCUCUCUUCUUCAUCACUGCUGCUGGGUGAUGGCAUCCAUUCCUAUGCAUACUCUGGCAAGGGGAAGAAGACAACAAACGCAAUAGUGGAGGACUUUGGUGAAACUUUCAGUGAGAACGACGUCAUCUGCUGCCUAGCUGACUUGGAUGGGGCUGAAAUGGUUUUAUCCUACUCCAAGAACGGUGGGGAGCCAGCAGAAGCGUUCCGUGUGAGCAAAGACGAGCUGAACGGCCAGGCUCUUUUCCCUCAUGUCAUGUGCCACAACUGCGCCGUGGAAUUUAACUUCGGUCAGAUGGAGACUCCAUACUUCCCAGCACCUGCGGGGUUCACCUUCAUUCAGCAAGUUCCCGUGAAUGAGCGUGUCCGUGGGCCCCGCGGGCCGCAGACUAAGGCAGACUGUGAGAUCAUAGUGAUGGUAGGUCUACCAGGCUCGGGUAAGACAACAUGGGUGAAGAACCACGUCCAGGAGAAUCCUGGGAAAUACUACAUCCUGGGAAGUGAUACAAUCGUGGAAAAAAUGAUGAUAAACUCUCCGAAUCGGCAACCGAAAGAGUACAACAAACUGCUUGCCAUUUCCCAGCGUGCACCUCUUUUCUUGGGAAAGUUCAUUGAGAUUGCUGCCCGCAAGAAAAGAAACUACAUCCUGGAUCAUACUAACUUGUCUGCCCCUGGCCAGAAGAGGAAGAUGUGUUUGUUUGCUGGUUUCCAGCGCAAAGCUGUAGUAGUAUUCCCAUCUGAGGAUGACUAUAAGGAAAGAGUCCAGAAGAAGGUCAUGUGUGACGGCAAAGAAGUUCCUGAACAUGCUCUUCUCAAAAUGAAAGGCUUCUAUUCUUUCCCCGUGGAGGGCGAGAGCUUCAACGAGGUGCUCUUCGCCGAGCUGCCGAGAGACGACGCCGGCAAAAUACUGGAAACGUACAAAGAGGAAAGCAAGACGGCCCUGCCUGCCGAGAAGAAGCCCAACCAGGGAAGCACGACACCCAAGCGAGGCGGCGGGAACCGCGGAGGCGGUCGCGGAGGGAAGAACCAAUUUGGCCGCAACAGCGGACCCCCACAGAGAGGUGGCGGCGGUCGCGGGGGCUUCCAGAACCGUGGGAACUUCAGAGGAGGCCCAAACCACCGUGGUGGCUUUAACCGCCCACCUCGGGCAUACCCGCAACACCCUGCCUUCAGAGGGGGUUACAACAACCGCGGCAACUUCAACCGCAGCGGCGGUCACGGCCCCGGCAUGGGCGGAUCCCCCAGAGGCAGCCCCAUGAGGGGUAACAUGGGGCACAGAGGCAGACAUAUGAAUAGAGGUGGCCCAAUGAACAGAGGCAACAUGAACAGAGGUGGCGGCAUGAAUCGCGGUGGAAACCGAGGACAUCACAACCAGUUUCAACAGAGAGGCGGCGGCCGAGGAAACUACGGCAACAAGAACGGCAAUUUUGGCAACAACAGGAACAGCGGCGGUUUUGGGAAUAGGAACGGCAUGGACAAGGCGCAGGCCUUCAACCAGAGCUGGCAGCAAGGGUUCUGGAACCAGAAGCCAUGGGGCCAGCAGUAUCAGCCCAGCUAUUACUAAGACUCUUACUUUUACCAAUGGACUGAUGGCCACACUGAAAACCACUUUUGCCACGGACCAUCACUCCUUCACCAUCAACGCAAUUUUUCAUAAGAGCCUGCAUUAAUAAGACGAGCAACAUGGUCAACAUUCCGCUCCAGUGGCAGACCAGGCAACGUGAGACGUGUGGAUGUUUUUUUUUUUUUUUCCUUUUGUUGUAUAUUUUGUUUCUCACCACUUUUAAAUGAUGUUUUAAAAAGAAAAAGUUUGUAAUAUCAAGAACGAGAAACUUUUUUUUUUCUCCAUUUGCUUCAUUUGUAUUCACUGUAAAUAUUUGUUUUGAGUAGUUUUCUCAUUGUGGCAUCUAAUGAUAUUGUCGGUAAAACAAACAAAACAGCAGAUAAAAGCAGUAAGUUUCUAUUGUGCCCCCUCCCGAAACUGUACUCCAACUUGAUAGACUUCCAAUAAACACAACUUUCCUUGUUUACGACUGGCUUGUGACUUAUGUUCAAAGGUGUAAAACACCUUUGAAUGGCCUAUUUGUAGAGAUCUAAACUGGCCCUCAUUAUUAAUUAAUCAGCCCUAUUGUGUGCGCUACACUAUUUGAAACUGACAUUUAGAAAGGAAAAUAUCACCCAUAUAAUGUUGUGGGUGUGCCUUUUAUUAUGCUCUAGAUGCAUUUGUUUGAAGAGCAAGCAGACGUGAACACUCACUAAGUAUGUUUAAAUGUUAAUGUUAAAAUAGAAAUGAGUAAGUAAAAGAAAAAACAGUUUAGAAUCAAAAGCAGUACAGUGAUCCCUCGUUUUUGCGGUUAAUGGGGACCAGGACCUGCCGCGUUAGGUGAAAAAAAACACAAAGUAGCGCCCCCUCACCUCCCAAAAAUAUUUUUUUUGCGAUACAUAUGAGACAUUUUUUCACUUCCCAAAGUAUAAUUUAAAAAAUACAUUUAUAUAUUUUAACAAAUAGUUUUAAAGUGCCUGUGACACCAUAAAAAAUUGCAUUAUUAUGGAAAUUAAAAUCAUAUUUUGAGACAAUUCCACUAUCUACAACAAUUUGGCAAAGCGCAGAUGACGAGAAAUGAGUCAAUCUGCCGUUUAGCUACACCUGUCAUUAUAGCGCUCUAGCGCCUCCAUCUGGAUGAUGACGUUGGCGGAGUAACGAUUUCAGUGAUUUAGGAUUCAUCCCAAUGAAGGAGGAAGAUUCAGAACGAGGAAAAUGCGACCUUAAGCAGCAAAAUGUCUUUUUUUUUUUUUUUUUUAAUCUCUCCAGUAUUUUUACAGGAUUCUUUUUAUCUAGUUUUUUUUCCCCAAUUGCUAAAUAAAUUGGAUGGUCAUGACAAAUAAGUCUUGUGUUAAAAAUGGAUUUAUUCAGUACGACAGGGCUAAAUCACUGCUUAGUGGACAAAACAUCUUUAACCUCCCAAACUGUAUUUUAUGCCACUGGAGUUGGUCUGCUCUUGUUAUUUUCCUGGGGGGACUAGGCGACAUGCUAACCCGAACUGAGUGGCUCUUGCAAGUCUCUUCCUCGCCUUUCGAAAACGAAAAAUCACACAAAACUACCCUGACUCAUGUCGCAAACAGAAGCGGGGGUGAUAGCCUUCACCGAUCGGCCAGUCCCCAGCGGCGAGCUAGUUUCGGCUCGUCGUUCUGCUGCUGCCACGGCAGGCAGGCCGUGCUCGUCGCCAGGGAUGCAGAGGGGAAUGAACGCCAAAAAUGGCGCAUUCUCAGUGGACAAACUGGCCGGCAUUUGAGCGCAUGGCUGGCCGAGCCCAAGCAGAGUAUAGUGCUCUCUAGGGGGGCACGUGAAGAGGGCUGAGGGGGGUAGAAGUCUCGACACAAUCGAGAACCGGAGACAAGAGUGGGGCGCUCCCCGAGCCCAAUCUGGAAAUAGCGCUCUAUAGGUGGGCACGCCUUUAUCAGCCGGUGACCGUGGUGUGCAGCAAGCCGCCGGUCGUCGGCCGAGUGGCUUUCUCGGUGGACAAGGAGCAGUGUCACCCACAAAAUGCAAGCCACCUCCUUAUUGAAACGUUUACCAUGAUCCCAGUAAUUGACAUAACAUAAAACACGUAGCGUACUCACUUCGUCAUCCAUCCAAUGGUCUCUUGAUUGUCUGAUUUGUUUUGCUCAUUCUUCUCGGUGAACAGAAUCUUUUGGAAAUCCAAAAAGCAUCAAACAUCUCUCCUUGGUGUAGCAACAAAACCCUGCAGCACAUUGGGCUGGCGUGACGCAAAAAAUAAACUAAUUAAUCCGCAAAAUCAGCUGAAUCCUUCUGCAUACGAUAGUAAUGGCUGUAUAGCAAAGAUUAUCCGCUGACAUCACAUUCGCCUUCUUCCUCAGUCCAGACUCUGGCCGGAAGUCACUCAUUUUCAUGGCACGGGAUUAAAAAAAAAUUGAAUAAAUAUAUCGAUCGCUUCCACGCGCAUCCAAUCGGUCCAUUUCAUUCAGGAGCAUAAAAUAUUGCAUGAAAUAUGAAAUAAACAUGCUUUUUGCUGUCAUAGGCACUUUAAGCACUUCAAGUAUAAGUUUUAAACACGUUACUGUCCCACCGAAUUAUUUUUGAACAACAAUAUAGUAGAAAAAGGCUUGUCUUUACUAAACGCUUCAUUGAGCGAGUCCACUCAAAUCUGCUCAAGCUGCCCACUUACAAUGAGUUGCCACAUCAACUGUUUAACAAGUUAAACGAUGAUUGACGCAUGCGCCACUUUGAAGUUUCGGCUUCCAAACGUCUCUGGCAAGAUCAAACCUUAACGUCUGUCAAUCAUCAUUAACUUUAAUAAGCAACUCCAGUGCCACUGCCUGACCAAGAAAAGCGGCAGGAGUGCAAGACUACGUGAUUGGAUCAGGACAGCUGUAUAAAAAACUGCAUUUAUUUAUUUAUUCUUGAAAAAAAAUUUGCAAUGGACUGAGGGAGCGAAGUUUGAAGCGCAAAAUAGCGAGGGAUCACUGGAUAUUGCUUAGUUUUUUUAACAGCACUGGAUUUUACCUGUGCACAAAUUUGCAUGUUUACAGUAUAGCAGAGACAAAGUAAGCCAAUCAGCUCGCUCAUCCUACACCAGCAAAAAAGGGCUACACAGUUCAUGUAUUUAUAAUCCACACAUGAGCAAGUCAAGUUUCUCCAUUGCCAAACAAUACUUCUGUUCCUUACACAUUCAGUACACGGGACUUACUUUUGCCUGAUCAAAAG